GUCCAAUUUCACUUCUGUUACCAGGCAUCGAGGAUUGGUGGUCGCCGAAUAAUACAUGCAGUCCUUACGUCUGGAGCGGUGGGCGACGUCGUUGCAGCAGGCCCCAAGAAAUCCACGGUUACGGGCACUGGGUGUAUGUCCCUAUUCAUCAUCAUCAGCAGCAGCAUCAGCAUCAGCAUCGACGACAGCGAGAGUACCGAGACGGGAAUUGCAGACGCGAUAUCAGCAUCACCAGACACAAUGGCUGCACCAACGACGAGGAGUGGCUUCGAGACGGAAAGCUAGCACUUCUGCUGCAGCGGAGCAAGUGCAGCAGGAGGAGGCACAAGAUUGGGAUGGUUUUGCCACAGAUGGAAUGGUAGAGGUUGUAGUGGAGGAAGAACCUGGUAAACACUCGCUCAACUUCCCUUCACACCGUCAAGCUGUGAAGAGCGCGAAGCUGGCAGCUCUGCAUGCCCGAUUGUCUCUUCCCACGAAACUUCCUCUCCAGACGUUGGCGCGAUGUUUGAUCGAUCCGAGCGUGGAUCCACGGCCGGGAUACAACAAUGCUCCUCUGGCGGUUCUGGGGCAGGAAUUGCUGGGAUACUACACCACGGAAUGGCUGAUUUGCAAGUAUCCGCGACUACCUCUGUCCAUCAUCAUGGCUGCUGCGUACGGAUACUUGGGAAACAAGACACUGAACAACAUGCGUCUGGAAUGGGGUGUGGAAGCUGUUGCGGCACCUGGACCGGAAGUCGAUGCAGGAUUACUGCAAUUGAAGAGAACGACACCGGGGAAUGCAAUGUCUGAGGACGGGAUGAAUCGAGUGAAAGAUGUGGAAGAACGACCGAAACAAUACAAAACAUACAGCAGUUCCAUUGUCCACGAUGACAUGUUCGGCCAGCCCCAGGAUUUCCCUGCAUUGGACCAUUUCGACAGGAAGCCCUAUGCAGGCGCACCCAUCUCCAGACGCGAACAAGAGGUAGAAACAGCCAGCAGAGACCCAGACAUGGCAGACUCGAUCGGCGUCGGUGUGGAGGACCUGGAGCCAGAAGCUGACGCUGGAAGAUUCGCACUCCAGCCCUCCAGCGCCGUUGACAUGAACACGUCCCCUGUCAUCCUCGAAGACGCCAGUGCCGGGUUCGUCCGGGCCCUCGCCGGAGCAUUGUACCUUCACGCGGGAACUGCAGCAGUCAAGAAUUUCCACAAGGCGCAUAUCCUCUCUCGUCAUUUGCCAUUGCACACCAUGUUCAGUUUUAGACACCCGACACAGGAUCUCUCGAAACUCUGCCGGAGAGAAGGGUGGGAAAGCCCGGUGGCGCGACUGAUAUCGGAAACUGGACGAUUGAGUCGGACGCCCGUGUUUAUCGUGGGCGUCUUCAGUGGGAACGACAAGCUGGGCGAGGGCGCAGGUAGCUCACUGAACGAGGGACGGGUACGAGCUGCUGCGGAUGCAUUGCGGAGUUGGUACCUGUACAGUCCGAUGGAGAGUCAGAUUGUGUUACCGAGUGAAGUGGAAGGCAGCAGCAGCAGUGACAGUGGUGACAAUUGGAAGAAUGCGCAGGGAACGACGACGACGAAGAAGAAAUGGAUCCCACAAUAUAUUGACAUGGGAGAGAUUGUGGCAUAAGAAGGACACUUGUACUAUCUAUGUAUUAUGGCACGGCUCUCUUCUUUUUCUUCUGACGGGAUCAGUCAGUCCGUCAUUCCUCCUGUUGUAAGCCCCCAGAUCUUGUACAAAGUGUAUAAAUUUUGUUGUCAUUACGAGGUGAAAGAGGAAGGGAAG
Molecule: messenger RNA, 1765 nt
Organism: Sphaerulina musiva SO2202
Lineage: Eukaryota; Fungi; Ascomycota; Dothideomycetes; Mycosphaerellales; Mycosphaerellaceae
Product: ribonuclease III
Exons: 1
Coding region: 56-1609 (517 amino acids)
Biological process (GO): rRNA processing; primary miRNA processing; regulation of gene expression
Cellular component (GO): nucleus
Molecular function (GO): ribonuclease III activity; double-stranded RNA binding
Source: RefSeq, a predicted model, not a curated record